CUGUUUGAAUCUCUACUUCCAGGUCAUCGAGAUGAAGGCGAUUAUGACGAACCUUCUCAUGACAUUGAUUGGGGCCACAACAUCGAAUUCCCGAAACAUCACACAUGGCUAGAAUAUCCAGAAAUAGAUGAUGAAGCCCCCUUCAGAAAGACCAAGGACAUCAUUGAGGACCCCAACAAGGGUAUCAUGACUUUAGAAGAACGCCAGCCUGUAAAACGAAGCAUCAGAAUUCGUAACAAGCAACGAGCUAAAGAUCCAAAAUAUCGUAAAGGUUUGGAAGAACUUGCUGAUCUUGUCUAA
This is a messenger RNA of Rodentolepis nana, 300 nucleotides long. Lineage: Eukaryota; Metazoa; Platyhelminthes; Cestoda; Cyclophyllidea; Hymenolepididae. The record is from the annotation of a GenBank genome assembly.